This is a messenger RNA of Porites evermanni, 1455 nucleotides long. The record is from the annotation of a GenBank genome assembly. NCBI's taxonomy places the organism in Eukaryota, Metazoa, Cnidaria, Anthozoa, Scleractinia, Poritidae.
CCUCACAUGUGACCAAACCAUGACAGUUUACACUGAUGGCAGGUACGCUGGCAGAAACGGUGGAAAAACCCAACCAGUGUCUUUCACGCUACGUCCUGGUACGCAUGUUCUCGCAGUAAAAUGCUUAAACCUUCACGGUGAGGCAGGGAUUCUGGGAAGUCUUAGCAAUGCUUUGGUGACAGACUCUAGAUGGAAAUGUACCGGGCGAGGAAAUAGGUACCGAAUAAAGGGAAAGUAUUGGACAAGAGCCUGGUUUGAUGACAGUGACUGGCCCCAAGCCGUUGAGUACUUUCCUAACCGUGGAUGGACUUAUUGGGGUAAGAUGUCAGCAAUCAGUGAUAAAGCAUUUUGGAUUUGGAGCGCUGACAAAGGGAAACAUGAAGAAGUAUACUGCAGGCGCAGAGUAUCGGACUUUUCUGUGAGACACAGAAAGAGAGGUUUGUUGAAGACCUAAUUGAAACGUUGAAUUUAACGCACGUAAUAUUUUAUUGACACUUAACAUGCAGACAUGACACAGAGUUGGAAAUAGAGACCUUAAGAUUCGAGGACGAGAUUUGACAGGAAUUUUUUGUGUAUUCUCAAAAAAUAUACACCCCAGAAAGCUUCAUUGUGUUUUUUUUCCACCGGAAAGUUAGCACUGUUAUUCUUAUUGCGAGGAAGUUAAGCUCUCCCCCAAUCGCAAAAUGAUGAAACUUCUAACAUUUGAUAACCUGUUUCCUUCACUACGAUAUUCUCGCCAAAACUCGUAGUAGAAUGAAGACGGCUGUCACGUUUUUCCUCCAAAAUGUACUUCUACUGCUACUACUACUACUGCUACUAUUGCUACUACUGCUACUACUACUACUACUGCUGCUGCUGCUGCUACUGCUGCUGCUGCUACUACUAUUUCUACUACUACGUGUACUCAGUACUAAGACUACGACCACGACUUCGACUACGACUAGUACGACUACUGUACUCCCAUGGGCUCAAUACUGUUUAUUAUCGAAUUGUAAUCAGCAGAAAAAGGGCCAAAAAAAGGCUAAGUAGCUGGAUCAUGGCUGCCAUCAAGGAAGAGAAGUAUUAGAAAAUGCUGAGAUCUUUUAAUUUUUAGCCAUACUUUUAACGUUCAUAGGCCUGACAGCGACUGUUGUCCCCUUUCAAUCCACAGGCGAGAUAUUCCAAGCAACACUGAAGGAAGUAGACCACUCCCUUCUUCUUCACUCUCGCUCUCAGUUCGGGGUUACAAGCGUCACCCAAUGCGCUCAGAAAUGUCGUGCGGACAGCAAGUGCUUGGCAUUCAACUUUCAACAUACAUCUUCCUCCCCGGUCAGGCAAUGUGAACUGAAAGAUACGUCGAGGCACCAGGACCCUAGGAACUACGUCGAAAGGAGAGGUUACACCUAUUAUGAGGACGUUGGAGGCGGUUUAUAAUCUUCAGUUAAACGGAUCUAUUAAACACAACUUAAUAAAGGG